AUGCCACUCUAUGCCAAGUUCUUAAAGGAGCUCAUGACAAGAAAAAGGAACUGGGGUGAAAAAGAAACCAUAGUGCUUACAGAGGAAUGUAGUGCCAUCAUACAAAAGAAGCUUCCCCAAAAGAUGAAAGAUCCUGGGAGCUUUCAAAUCCCCUGCAUCAUAGGGGAUAUUAACAUUGAGAAAGCAUUGUGUGAUCUGGGAGCUAGCAUCAACCUCAAGCCCCUGGCCAUGAUGAAAAGAAUGAGAAUUGAAGAAGCCAAACCUACAAGAAUGGCACUUCAAUUGGCUGAUAGAACAUUCAAAUUCCCUUAUGGAGUGGUGGAAGCUUUGCUGGUGAAAGUAGGAGAGUUUAUCUUUUCAGCUAAUUUUGUUGUGCUUGAUAUGGAAGAAGAGGCUAACACAUCAAUCAUUCUAGGAAGACCAUUCCUAGCUACUGCUAGAGCCAUAAUUGAUGUUCAGAAAGGAGAGGUAGUCUUGAGAUUUCAUGAAGAGAAGAUGGUUUUCAAUGUCUUCAAAGCCAUGAGUUACCACAAGGAAUCCAUUGGUGAAUGCAUGAUGGUGGACACAAUCGAAAAGAUAGUUCAAGGGGUUUUGGAAGAAGAACAAUGUGAAGAAAUUGUAGAGCUAGAGAAACAAGCAUCUGGUGGAGAAAUACCACAAGAAACCAUGGAAGAUUCAAUCGUGUUGAACCAUACAAUUAACAAGGAAGUGGAAGCACCAAAACUAGAGUUGAAAACCCUACCUCCAAGCUUGAAGUAUGCCUACUUGGGUGACAACAAUACAUACCCAGUAAUCAUCAAUUCAAGCUUAACUGAGGGACAAGAAAAUGAGCUUAUCCAUGUGUUGAAGCAACACAAAAAUGCUAUAGGAUGGACACUUGCAUAUCUAAAAAGCAUUAGUCCAUCAAUGUGUAUGCACAAAAUCCUCCUUGAGGAAGGUUCCAAGCCCUCAAGACAACAACAAAGAAGGCUAAACCCAAUAUUGAAUGAAGUAGUCCAAAAAAAUACUGAAGUUGUGGCACGCAAGGGUGAUCUACCCAAUCUCAGACAGCCCUUGGUUAAGCCCAGUACAAGUAGUCUCUAA
Molecule: messenger RNA, 1083 nt
Organism: Arachis duranensis
Lineage: Eukaryota; Viridiplantae; Streptophyta; Magnoliopsida; Fabales; Fabaceae
Exons: 1
Coding region: 1-1083 (360 amino acids)
Source: RefSeq, a predicted model, not a curated record